CUCUGCAGAGAUCUGAGCACCUGAGUGUUGCAGCUGGUGGGUUUUGUCAGCCUUUCUCCUUCCUUCAGCAAAUGAGAUGGACAAACUGUGCUCUAAAAAUCAGCUCCGACUCUUUUGUAGUUUGAAGGUAUGAGAAAUGAGUGUUGGACGCAGAAGACUAAAGCUGCUGGGAAUUCUGAUGAUGGUAAACAUUUUCAUCUAUGUGAUUGUGGAAGUUUCCAAGAGUGGCAGCCAGGAGAAGAAUGCCAAAGGACGCGUUAUCAUACCACACAGCAAGUUCUGGAGGAAGUACACCCCUCACAAAGCUUACUGGAAUAAGCAGCAGCAGAAGCUGGAGCUGCUCUACAACCCUAUUCUGUCCAUGCUUUCCAAUAUGACGGUGGAAGAGAACUUGAUUGCUAACUCCAGCGUUCUCAGCUCCUGCGAGCCCGACCCGUGGGUGACGUCGGAGGUCAGUGACUUUGCAAACUUACCCGAACGAUUUAAAGAUUUCCUGCUGUAUCUGAGGUGCAGAAAUUACUCGUUGCUGAUGGAUCAGCCGAACAAGUGCAAACACAAACCCUUCCUGCUGCUGGCUAUCAAGUCCCUGACGCCACACUUCGACAGGAGGCAGGCGAUCCGGGAGUCCUGGGGCAGGGAAAUACACUCGGGGGAUGUAACCGUCAGAAGGGUCUUCUUGCUCGGGCAGACCCCGCCAGAAGAUAAUUUCCCUGAUCUUUCAGACAUGAUAAAAUUUGAGAGUCAGACCCACCAAGACAUUCUCCUCUGGAACUACAGAGACACUUUCUUCAAUUUGACUCUGAAAGAGGUGCUGUUUCUCAAGUGGGUCAGCAGCAGCUGCGCAGACGUCCAGUUUAUUUUUAAGGGGGAUGAUGAUGUUUUUGUGAAUACCCAUCAGAUCCUGGAUUACUUGAAGAGCUUAUCAAAGGACAAAGCCAAAGACUUGUUUAUAGGUGAUGUGAUCAAAGAUGCUGGACCUCACAGAGAGAAAAAAUUGAAGUACUACAUCCCAGAAAGUGUUUAUGAAGGUUCGUAUCCUCCCUACGCAGGCGGUGGUGGGUUUCUGUACUCGGGUGAUCUAGCACUGAGACUGAAUAACGCGUCUGACCAGGUGCUCCUGUAUCCUAUCGAUGACGUUUAUACUGGAAUGUGCCUUCAGAAGCUGGGCCUUGCUCCGGAAAAACACAAAGGCUUCAAAACGUUUGAUAUCGAAGAGAAAUACCGAAAUAACAUAUGUUCCUACACAAACUUAAUGCUGGUACAUAGUAGAAAACCUCAAGAAAUGAUAAAGAUCUGGACACGCUUGCAAGAUCCACACCUAAAUUGUUGAAGUGAUGUGUGUAAGUGUUCUAAGUCCAAAUAACUUCCCAAGUUCGGGUCUGCCUUGGUGAACCUCUGAAGCACCGCUUAAUUUUCAGCUUUUUUUUUUUCCAGAAAAGUUUUUCCAGGGCUUCUGGAAGUGAGAAUAAUACUGAAAGCUGAGGGGAUGGCAUGAAGACUUGGUCCUGAUUAUUUUCCACUGUUCUAGUGGUCAUUAUGUUUCAAUAUUUGCCUAAAUUAAAAAAGAAAAAGAAAGAAAAUGUCAAAGAUGUAACUAGUGGCCCUGGAUUGGUUAGCUAGACUGGAAGMAGGAAUUGCCUACGACAGGUUCAGUAAUUGUGAUGGUGGGAGCUGGUUUUUCCCUUUGUAACGUUUGCUUGGGGGUGAGUGAAGUGCCACUGGGAAUUGCAGGUGGCUUUUUCUUUUAAUUUAUUUCUUUUUUUUUUAAGUGUAUGGGUUUUGGUCUUUUUGCACCCCUGACCAGUAUUUUCUCCUUUGCCAGCGCUCAGUUGUGCAAAGCGUGCCGGCGUCCCAAGGAUCUCCCCUAAAAGGAUUUAUUGGAUGAUGCUUCUAUUUCUUUUUUGCACUAGGAAAAUAAAGUAUAAUAUAGUUUCAACCGCCCUAUAAAAGAUAAAAGCUGAAGAUAAAAGGGGAAAGAAGAGAUUUUGCUUUGGGCUGGUUUAAUAACUGACAUUGCCCCCUACUCCUGAGGGCACGGCCGGGAGCUCUCCUCUGAAGUGGUGGCAAAGCCAGAAUUGUGCAGAUCCUGCAAGUUUCGAGUUUGGAAACGGUUUCUGCAGUUGCAUGAUGUCUCAUGUAGGUUAAACAUGUUCUCAAAACUCAGAUUUAUUUUCCUGUUUUCCACAUCUUGCUUAAGAGUUAUUCUAAAUAGUGAUUGCUUCCUUUGUAUAUGUAGAAGUGCCUGUCUAUUUAUUGUUCAGAUUAAAGACCAAAACAUUUUCUUAAA
Nothoprocta perdicaria is the source of this 2287-nucleotide messenger RNA. RefSeq names its product UDP-GlcNAc:betaGal beta-1,3-N-acetylglucosaminyltransferase 2 (gene B3GNT2). Lineage: Eukaryota; Metazoa; Chordata; Aves; Tinamiformes; Tinamidae. The transcript has 2 exons. Gene Ontology annotation, cellular component: membrane. The record is from RefSeq and is a predicted model, not a curated record. Bases 137 to 1330 code for a protein of 397 amino acids. Gene Ontology annotation, molecular function: hexosyltransferase activity.